AUGGAAGCAGAGACUGCUACAGCUCGUCGGACAACGAUAGAAGAGCUUUUGAACGAUACAGCGUUUGAAUCAGGGGACAAUUCUAUGAAAGGUGAUGUGACCUCAGAAGCAUAUUCAGCAUGCUUGAACGACUUUAUCAAGGGAGAUCACAAGCAAUGCUUGGAGGGCAUGCUAAAUCGCGGACUUUUGAGUCCCGAGGUUUUAAGUGUAAAUUACGAAAUAUGGAAACUCUUUGUGGGUGCUUGCCAGGAGGUUGACUUCCAUGUAUUGGGCACUAGCGUAAUGAAGGUUCUCCGCAUCAAUUUUGCCCAAACCGAGUUUUCUGCAACUGAACAAAAACUGACUGGUAAGCCGCCCACCGAGCUCAUUGCGGGCUUAUUGGCAUAUCUCAAAUGCUCUUAUAAAAUCGCAGAGCAAGAGAAUUCAGUAACAUCAAUGAAGCAACUGGCCGAACUGGUCAAAAAAACUAUAAUGAAUGUCAGCAGCGUUGUCAAGACUAUUCAAGAAACGCGCCAGCUGCGAAACCUCGUUAUGUUCUACCUGAUCUCUCUGCAAGGUCGUGGUUUGCAGUGUCGAUCGCUCAAAGCUCUGUUCACGAUUCUAUGUGAUGAGACUCCAACGCUUCGAGUCGCUUUGCAACGAGAAACAUCUUCAGGAGACACAUUUGAGAAUCGCAUAAUCCAAGAACUAGACACACUCGCCGAGAAAAAAAACCCCGGGCUUUCACACUCGUCAAAAUCGCCAGGGCGUCGCAAAAGUAAGACACCGCACACCAAAAAGGUUGACGAGAAAUUUCACAGUCAUCACACCCCGGAAACGAAGCCUCAACCUGCUGCUGCACACAACAACAUUUUAAAACCCAGAAAAAAGCCACAGACGCAGCUGUUUUCGCUUCCGCGCCUUGUGCGUUUCCAAAAUACGUUAACAAGUCUGUCGCGGAACCUGCUAAACAAAAAAAUCGCGCCAGUCGUCGUUUUGGUUCUGCUCUUCGUGCUCAAAAAAUCAGGCACCAUCAGCCAGCUGGCUAGGAAGAUCCCAGCUCUUCUCAGGCGUUUGGUAACUCUUUUGAAUAUCUUGAUGAGCAUCUAA
This is a messenger RNA of Lachancea lanzarotensis, 1089 nucleotides long. It is a transcript of the gene PEX15, whose product is annotated as LALA0S09e07140g1_1. The record is from RefSeq and is a predicted model, not a curated record. The transcript has a single exon. Bases 1 to 1089 code for a protein of 362 amino acids. Lineage: Eukaryota; Fungi; Ascomycota; Saccharomycetes; Saccharomycetales; Saccharomycetaceae.